CUUUUGUUAGAUGUUUGCAAGCUAUCUUUAUUUUGUGAGACUUUUGCAAGUCUUUUUUUUAGGUUAGUCACGGACAGUUAGGACAGUUUGAUUUUUAUUGGUAGAUAUUUAAAAGUCAGAAUAUUUUACUGUUUUUCUUGGAUUUUAUUUUUUUGUUAUUGUGGGGACAAGUACAGAUCUUUUUUUUGCCAGUAAUUUUUGUGGUGUAGCAACAGGUCCGAUUGUUUUAUUUUUUUGCUUUGAGUGUUUUAUAGAAGAGUUAGCGGCCAGAUUUUUUUUUUUAUUAUUAUUUGUUAGCCCUGAGCAUUUUUUGUCGAGCAGUUCCAACUCAUCAUGUGCUGUCAUUCUGAUCUUUUUUUUUAACCCGGACGGGAUCGUGACUCCAAACAGACUAGUCGGUCGCAGUUAGUCAUCGCUCGGCUGGCUGGCUGGCUGGCACACCUGGCGUUUACUAAGGUGACUCGAGACACACGCUCCCCGUCUCGGGGUGGAUACACAGUUCAGGAAAUACUCUGGCCAUUCAGUUCCUCUUUUUUCUUAUUUUGCGGCCACUUCUGUGGCAGAGCCCUACGGAAACAACAGACUGAUCCCAUCUGUGCGACUGAAAUUAAAGAAGCUGCAGGGGAAGAAGUCGCGAUUUCAUGGAACGCAGUUCAGGCUGAAGAGAAACGGUCGGCGUCUCUGCACUGCAUGGGGAUCGUUUUGUUUUCUUGCACGUGUGCCCCCUUCAUUCGCGAGAAUUUGGCAUCGGCAGCUCUGGAUCUGCACUCCCGGCGCUCCAGAACUUUACUUUUGAAGGGGAUGUGAACUUGUUAAAGACUUCGGGUUCGCAGACGGAUCACCAGAAACUGGAGCCUCUCUGCUCGCCAGACGAGGUUGGGAAAACUUCGAAAUUCCCAGUGCAAGAGGAGAGGAGAAGAAGAAAAAGAAGUUCAGAGAAGGGAGGGUCAGCCAACAUUUAGUAAAUGCCAGUUGGCUACAAAGCAAUUUGAGAAGAGUAUAGCAUCUUCUAAGGUUUAAACAAUCGUGGGAUUAAAAAAAAAAAGAAUUCUGUUUUCAAUUUGCGAAAUGCGGUGAACUUGACGGGAACUUUCAUUGAAGGCAGAAGGGAUUACAGUAUACAAACUCUGGAGGUCUGCGUCUCAAGUGAUAACAAUUUGGACAAACUUUGGUUUUUGGGGGAAAACACUUCGCUGGAUGCCGCGGAUUACCACGCAUGUGAAGGCUUUCCUGUGGUGAAUUCCACCCCACCAUGCCUGAGGGGGCGCGCCGGUUGAGCCAGAAGAAGACCGGCAGCCAAGCUCCCUCCCGGCCUUCAUCCAUUUCCUCUCUGAGCAGCAUCUUCAGCAGGAUGGCCUCUUCGGCGGAGCCAAGCUCAGCUGGCAGCUGCUCUUCCGUCAACACAGUGUGCUCCGACAGUGACCGCGCGGCCAGCCUCAGCUCCUCUGCCUCUUCAGCGUCUCUGCAGGACAGUCACAGCUCUUUUGGUAGUGGGGGAUCUUUGGGGGGAUCCCUCCCUUAUGGCAGCUCUCUGUCCUACCCACCUCCACAUCGCAAUGGUAGCGACAUCAGCCUAGACCUGACUCCAGUCUGUCAGUUUGAUGACCGAGGAGGAACGGAGCUCUUGGUCACUCACAGUCAUCAGAACUUGCCGUGGGUAUGGCCAAGCAGUGAAGCUGCACGAGGGAAGCUGUCACGUGUCGACAGGGUGGUGCUAGAGAUUGUGGAGACAGAGCGAGCCUACGUGCGAGAUUUGAAAAGUGUUGUGGAGGAUUACCUGGGCUGCAUCAUUGACUGUGGAGACCUGCCCUUAAAGCCGGAUGAGGUCAGUACGCUCUUCUGCAACAUCGAGGACAUCUACGAGUUUAACAGCGAACUCCUGGAAGACUUGGAGAGGUGUUGCGAUGUGGCAGCCAUUGCCGAGUGUUUUGUGGAGAGGAGUGAAGCCUUUGAUAUUUACACCCUCUACUGCAUGAACUACCCCAACUCUGUGGCAGUUCUGAGGGACUGCAUGAAGAAUGAAAGCCUCGUUGGAUUCUUCCGAGAGCGGCAGACCACCCUAUCUCAUUCCCUGCCGCUUGAAACCUACCUGCUCAAACCUGUCCAGAGGAUCCUGAAAUAUCACCUGCUGCUGCAGGAACUUGCAAAGCAGUUUGAUAAGAGCAGCCCUGGCUAUGAGAUCGUAGAGGAAGCAGUCAUAAGUAUGACUGCUGUUGCCUGGUACAUUAAUGACAUGAAGAGGAAACAGGAGCAUGCCAUCCGUCUGCAAGAGAUUGAGAGUUUGCUGCUAAACUGGCCCGGCUCAGACCUGAGUGGAUUUGGUGAAUUGGUUCUUGAAGGUUCUUUCCGCGUCCAGCGAGUGAGGAAGGAGAGGGCUUUCUUUCUUUUUGACAAGAUGCUUCUCAUCACCAAAAAGAGAGGGGAUAACUUCAUCUACAGCACACACAUCUUUUGCUGCAACCUUCUGCUGGUCGAGACGCUGAAGGACCCCCUGGCUUUUAGAGUGUCUGACCAGACCAUCCCUAAGCAGGAGCACACAGUACAGGCUAAAAACCAGGAAGAAAAGCGGCUCUGGCUACAUUACCUUAAGAGGCUGAUUGUAGAAAAUCAGCCCACAUCCAUACCACACAAGGCCAGACAGGUGCUUGGCGACAGCUGCUCUGCCUAUCUUCCCUCCUUGCAGUUUAAUAGUGAGACGAUCUGGAAGCCAGCUCCUUCUCCACGUCUCGAAGACUGCAGGUCACACCACAGAGGGAGGCGCCAAUCAGCAGAGCCCCCGGAGUUCAUGUACACCCCAGAGAAGGCAAAGAAGGGUUUCUCUCUGCUUCAUCUUGAUGGAAACAUUCAGUACCGCCGAGGGCGUCGCCAAUCGGCGCCAGCCAAAGAAAUAGAAGCUGCAUUCCAGCAUGGUGUGAAACUGAAGCAUACCGGAAGUGAGGGAGAACUCUGCCCAUCUUUGGACCCAAUCGGUUCAUCUGAAAGUGCCAGUACUUUGGCUUCCUCUGUCAUCGAGGUAGAAUCAAACACAGGAAUUGCAGGUCUUGAAGAGUAUGAAGAAGAAGAAAUGUGUCUGUCCAGAACCUCGGCUCUGUCUAUCACAGAGGAGAUCCUGGAGCUCAUUAACCAGAGCCGGGUGUGGGACUGUGAUGAUAACGGGGCAAGCUGGCACAUUGGCAAGUCAAAGGACCACCAAGAAAUGCAUAAUAAUGAUGAAGGAGCAACUUCAGACAACCAAUUAGCCUUGAGUAACAAGAACGAUGACAACACGGUGUUGGAGGAAGACGACAAGGAUAGAUUCAAAGAACCACCCAUCGAAACAGUAAAAACUACGGUUUCAGAAUUACAGACCCAAGCCAGUGAAUCCUCGGAAGAAGAGACACAGAUGCAAGAGGAGCUGGAGCCUUCACCCCUGCAUAUGCUUGAAGAACUGCUUCAAGAAUGUGAGGAAAGUGAGAGUAAGGAGCCAUUGGACGAAUGUGAGGAAAGAAAUCCCAUAGCAAUAAAGGUGCAAGAUGGCACUGGAGAGAAUCAAGAGAAAGAGAGGUGCCUCGCAGAAAACUCAGACUUACUGAGUGUUAAGGAAGAACUGACAAGUGUCUGCUGUCAUGAGGACAGUAAUGCAAAUGACCACUCGCGUUCCAAAGAGUCCACAAACCAAGUGUCAUCUCUCUGGCCUAAUGAAGAAACUGACAAGCCUGCACCUAAGAGAGAAAGAACUCUAACCAAACGUGACCGCCUUCUAAUAGAGAAGAUCAGGAACUAUUAUGAAAUGGCCGAGGUGAGCAACUCCCACUUUCAAAGACGAGACAGCAUUUCUUUCAUACCUGCCGGGCUUGUUAAGCAUUCUGUGUCCAGAUACAAUUGCAUCACAAAGCAGGAUGGCAGUGGGCAGACUGUGAUAAGGAAAAUGGAUGCAGGUGAACCUCAGGCUUCCCUCCUCAUUUCAGAGCCACUACUCCGUUCUGAUUUGGGGAUGAGCAACCAUCAUGACCACUCUGAAGCACAAGUUUCUGAGAAAAAGAAGAAGUUAGAAUCAGAUUCUGGAAGUAAUUUUACUCUCUGUUCUGCCGAGAAGACUGAACUGGUGGCCAAAUCUCGAUCUUGUGCAGAGCUACUAGAAAUUUGGAAAGAGAAAGAGAAACCACUUAAAGGAAUUGAUGGUAAUUGUGCCUGCAGGGUAAAUGCAGAAGUGAAGGAAUCACCCUUGGGUGAGUCUUUGAUGACCCUGGAAGAUGAUGGACAACAGAGCAGCAUAGGAGAAGCAGAAUCAAUAGACAAGGAAGCAGAAGUGAAAGUGGCUGAGCAACUGCCUUUCAUGGUAGAAACAGAGAGAAAAGAACAAUCAGAAGCUCAUGAGAGAACUGUAACCACUGUACCAACAUUUUCUGCAGCUUCCGAAAGUCGGCCAAUCCCCAAAACUGACAUUGAUUCUAAUCCCAAAUUUGAGGCUGCUCGAGUCGACCCAAAAACAACUGCAUUUCAUGUCCCACCUGAUGUGGCCGGGAUCAGCCUACGUGAGAGCAGAGAGGGCAGUUUGAUAGAGAACUCGGACAAGAUCCUCAGUAGAGUCCAGAUGCUGGCCCGUAUGUACAGUGCCAAAGUCAGCCAGAGGAAGACCCCACUGCAUAAGAAGGUGUGGGAGAGCAAGGGAGUGCCAGGGAGACGGGACCUUCCAGAGCUUUGGCAACAGUGCCAAGGGGUGGAACCCAUCAACAAGGACAUAGGCAUGCCCAAGGUGCCAAGAGACCCCCAGGUAUAUGGACAUGUAUUUAUCCGAGAGCAGAUAUCCCUCCCCUGUGUGCAGGAAAAUGAGUGUAUCAUCUCUGCAGCCAAGGGUAGCUUCUCCUACAUCGAGGGCAUCAAUAAAGAAGCAGAGCCCAGAGCUGGCAGUGAAGCAAAUGACACAGCUAUUUUACCAUGCCCGGAGGAACACUUGGCAGCUCCAGCAGUUUCAGAGUAUGUCACAUCACCACCCAAUGAUCCUCCUUCCCAUACAGAUGUUCCAAGGAUAAAGGAGGAUACGCAGACAACUUCUUGCAGACCACAGACGCCAGUACCAGAAGAAGACGCAUCUGGGACCACCCAUCAAGAAAUGAUACCUCAUGAGUGUCACACUGAUGCCGGCCUUUUAAUUGAAGAAACCUCCAUGAAUGACAUACACUUGGAGGAGAAAGUGGAUAGGAAGCCAAGAUUAACAGACAAUUAUGAUUCAGAUAAUAAGCAUACUUCUAAUCUUGUUGUAGAAGCCGAGCAGGAUGAGAGUCCCAUGCCAGUAGAUGGCACUUACAACAUAGACAAUGAGUUUACUUUCACAGAUGAUGCAGAACCCCAGCAGAAUCAGAGUCCAGUGCAAGUGGCUGCUGGUUAUGGCACAGAAAACAAGCUUUCUUUUAACAUGAAGAUAGAUGUGAAGAAAGACGAGGUCCCAGUGCCAGAGGUUGUCAGUUAUGGCACAGACAAUGAGUUUAUGUCUAGCACCAAGGUAGAUACCAAGCUGGAUAAUCCCCUAAUGCCAGAACUUAGCCAUUAUGACAUGAACUGUCAUAUUUCUUCUAGUGGAGAGGCAGAAGUCAAGCAAGAUGAGACCCCUAAACCAGUAGCUGAAUUAAUGGCUGAUGUUGAUUCCAUGGAUGUAGCCCUACCACUCAUAGAUGUUCGUAUUUCACUAUCAUCCCAGCAGAAGGGAAGUGCAAAUCAAAGCUCUUCACCAUUGACUGCAACUGAACUCCCCGUUACUACCCUAACUGGUCAGGAGGGCUGGCAACUAGGUCAUAAUAAAGCAGCCACUGAAGAAAAUGAAAAUGAAGGGCGGUGUAUGGUAGAAAAAGGAGAGGAAGAGACAGCAGAAGAUGUCCCUAUUACUACUUUGAGAUCAAAGUCUCCAGAGCUUUCUAAUGCUGAACCUCAAGGCAUAGAUCCUGACCUCACAGAGCCCAGAGUACAAUUACCAAAGUUCACCAGCCAAAGGCCAUCCUACUUGACAACUACAGUUGGCAGAAGAGGCCUCCCUCAGUGUAAAUCAAUGCUCAGCGACACGUUUUCCACUUCUUCAUGCCCCAAGGAUGUUCAAACUCCACUAAGUUCUGGAGACCAUCCAACAAAUCAGCCUUGUGCACUGAACGCUUGUGAACCUUUUUCCCAGUGUGAACUUAACUUCAGCUUGAGACGGCGAUCACCAUCUCCCAUGGGAAGAUAUGCAGGCUCCAGUCCAUCCAGGUCAUUCGCAGCUGCUUGCAUUAGUCAAAGUCUGCCUAAGCUGGACACAUUUGCCCCCGUUGCCCCAAGUGGCAAACCACAGGUUGCACUUAGCCUUCUUAAUACACAGAUAGGGGCUAGACCACGAGACCCGAGUCCAUCUUUUAUUCGUCCGAGCUCAGAUAAAACAAACCGUAAUGGGUGCUUGGCAGUUCUAUCUUCCAGUGCUCAUUCUCAAGCAGUUUCAGCAAGUCCAUCUCCCACCUCCCCCUUGGAUACAGAUGGCCUUCAGCACCCUCUGAGCACCCUGGCUCAUUCCCGCUCCUUCUGUCCAGAGAUUUGGAACAGCAAUAACAAUAACAGCAAUGCUCUUGAGCUACAGAGAGCCACUCCACCGAGCAAGGGUCAGGCAGUGUCUUCAGCAAGCUUACAAAGACCACUCUGUAUAUCUGGACACAAUCGAAUAGCUCGGCCAUAUUUUUCUGCCUCAGAACCCAGCUCUAGGAUUCAAUCACCUUCACCAUCCUUUGCAAGGUUAUGCUCGACUCCCACUGUGUCACCAUCUCCUUGUGUGCAGGCACCUCCUGAAAAUGCUACCUUAAAAGCCAAGCCUCCUCAUCAUCCCUUAAAGACCAAGGGUGGCCGUUCAUUUCGGCCAAUCAGCGUGGCAGUACCAGACUGUUCUGGAACAUCCUCUGCUUUCUCCACCUCCCCAUGUUGCAGCCCCAGAAUCAUUUCCCCGACUGCCACCUCAGUUUCGCCACUAUUUGCACGAUCCAGAGGGAACAGCCUGCCUUUUGUUAAUCUUACAGAAAGAUCUCCAAGCCCCUUUAGUGAUGUAAAGAAGUCCUGGGGAGGACAUAGGAGUCUUGACCAGGAUUUGGUACUAGAUGACAGUCAGCGAAGUUGUGGAAAGAGUCCAGCUAGAUCUGAAACCCAUUUGAACCUCAGCUCUCCAGAAUUUAACUGCCAAGACUGGCCUGAUUUCCAGGAGAAAUCCUCAUCUUCUGAGAACGGAAACUGUACAUCCAAAGGGGCAGGAGAAAAUACCUCUUGGGAGGAAGAAGUCAGGCCACCCAGCAGGAGCUGCAGGAGCACUGUCAUAUGUGCUUAUGUCGCAAGUCCUCAGGCAGUGGAACCUGAGCUGCUGAAAAAGUCCUCACCUUUGCCAAACCAUGGGAUGGGGGGCACAGUUCACCCCAGUGCAAACAGUACCAAGGGAACAGGGAAAGCAAGCUACUCUACGACUGUUAACCUUCAGAUUGGUGGAAGCGGGAAGAUUGCCUCCUUCAGCAAUGCCCAGGUUAGCCUCACGCAGACACUAGUGACCGUGCCGGAGAGCCAAAGCAUCCGGAGGAUUAAUGUGAACAGCUGUGUCGUUGAGUCCUCGUAGUACACUUGACAUUUGGACAAUGCCAUCAGUGGGCAUUUGAGACCCAUCUGAGAGGAAUGAUGAGUGGCAUUCAACCACCUCCUCAUCUGGGGCCAAAACUGAGUAUCUGUAGGAAUAUUUAUUCUUAUUUAAUAUUAAGCUGGCAAGAGGCACUGGGAGAGAAACUGUAGGAAUGCAAAGAUGAAGAUGUGAGAAGAAAAUGAGGGUGAAGUGACAUAUUUAUUUAUAGCUGAUUCGCUCCUGUGUUAGCAAUUGCUUGGCUCCAGAGCGGCCAGUCAACCAAGUGCUGCCCUGUUAGACAACAGUGCCUGGCAGAUGGGACCUGUGAAGCUUUUUUAUCUUGAUUUUAUGAUGGAGCCUGCUAGGUUGGCUGUGAUCAGAGCCACCCUUUGAAGAAAAAGAGGAAAAAAAUGAUUUAACGUUCAUCAGCACCGAUGGAAGAUACGAAAGCACUCGCCCCACCGUGGGCAUCCCGUUGUGAAUAUCUGUAACAUUCCAGACACAAACUGUGAUGAGUAUUUUAGGGUGCUCUGUGUGUGUGUUGUUUUUUUUUUAUACCCAUAAUGCAAUUAGUAUUGUGUAGCACGUUUACGAAAUGCUGGGAAAUUAAUGUAAAAUGCAAGCUGUGCUGUGUCUUAUGGUCACUGUUUACACAUGGCAGCAGACCCUCAUUUGCACUUUGGACCACAAAAUGCCAUCUCUUUGACCAGGGGUGCAAUACAUGGACCCCAGGAGGUACGUGAAACCUCAUCCAUGAGAUACGUUUUGGGGUGAGAGAUACUUGGUGUAAACGGAAAAUGACUCUUGCACCAUGUCUUCCACCACUUAUUUUAAGGGGCAGCUCAGAGGAGUAUGGAGACUGAUACAUUUUGUGUUUCAGUGAUAUGUGUAGUUUAGAAUCAAAAAUUAACAAAAGUGCAAGUUUGCUUCUCUAUUUGAGUGUACUAGGGCAAGGAAAAGUAUGCCAGCCCAUUGGAAUGACUUGGUUUUCUGCAUUAAUUGGUGAGAAAGUGUGGUCUGAUCUUCCUGUAAGUCACAAGUGUAGACAAACACAAUACGCUUACACUAAUAACACAAACACAAUUAUAUUCUUAAACAUCUUUACUGAUCGCAGCUAUCAAACAUUCACAGUGUUCUGGGGAAAAAGUAAUGAAACCCUUAAUAACCGGUCAAACCGCCUUUAGGCAGCAAUAAUCUCCAACAAGUGCUUCUGGUAGCUAUAGAGCAGACCUGCACAACGUUAUGGAAGAUUCAGGACCGUUGUUCCUUACAGAAAUGUUUAUGCCUCAGGUAUAUUCUUAGGAUGUGUGGUGUGAACGGCUCUCUUGAGGUCAUUCUGUAGCAUCUCUGUUGGGUUAAGGUCUGGGCUCUGACUGGGCCACUCCAGAAGGUAGAUUUUCUUUUUUUGAAGCCAUUCUCUAGUAGAUUUACUUUGAUGUUUAGAGUCAUUGUCCUGCUGCAUCACCCAACUUCUACUGAGCGUCAGAUGUCAGACAGCCCCCCUGAUUUUAUCCUGGUGGUUACCUCUAUAUACUUGGCAGUUCAUUUCCCCUUCAAUGAUGAUAAGCUCUCCAGGCUCCAAGUCAGUACAGCACAUCACUGUAUUUCACAAUUUGGUUAACAUUUUCAUGUUAGUUAGUAUGUGGUGUCCUUUUUACAUCACACAUGCUGUUGCACCUUCUUCCAGAACAAUUCAUCCUUAGAUUCUUCUGCAUUUCCCCAAUGGCUUUAUGAAGUGUGAAGGUGUCCUUUGGCAAACUUCAGACAUGCAGCAAUUUUUUUGGAGAACAGUGGCUUCCUCCUCAGUGUCCUGCUAUGGACACCAUGCCUAUUCAAUGUUUUUUGUUAUCCUCUUCCAAUGAUUCCUUCAAGCUUUUAGCUGUUACUCGUGGGUUUUUCACCUCAUUGAGCAUUCUGUGUUCUGCCUUUUGAGUUGUACUAGUCAGGUGCCCACUUCUAGGGAGAGCAGACACAGCACUAACUAAUUUCCAUUCAUACACAGCUAUCGACUGAUAAAUAUUUAAACUCCAUAAAAUUACUUUGUUACUUUUUCCAUCUCAAUAGUUUUUGAUUGUAGAUGUUCUGAGAACCUUUUUUGGUGAAGCAUGCUUCACAUUAGCAGAUACCUCUUAUGAAUUACAAACUUAAAAUGGGUCUUUGAGUCUUUUUUAUCGGUCAGAGUUGCUAUAAACCGCACCUCUAAUCUCGUUUCAUUGGCCAGUCUCUAGGUGCAUCAACUCCUGACUCCAGUUAGCCUUUGCUGAAGUCCUAAGCCUAGAAGUUCACAUGCUUUUUCCAACCUACACUACUAGUAUGUUGGAAUGAUAUAUUUAUUUAAUUUGCACAAACCAGAACAAUGAUUUGUGCAUUUUCAGUUACAACCGAUAUUGUAUUUCAGUAUUCUAAUUUUGAAGAAGAUCAGACCAUAUGUUAAGACUAAUUUAUACAUAAACGGGCUUAACUCCAAAGGGUUCACUUACUUUUUCUUACCACUGUAUGAAUCUUCGUAAUGAUGGAUUCCAAAACUAGCUUUGGAAUCCCUCCAGAUAAUAAAAUGAAUCCUUUAUAAUCUAUCGACCCCAACAAACUAUGAAGGGCAACCAGAGACAUUGGUUUUCAGGCUAGUUGUGUAGUUCUUCCAGGAAAUUGCCUGUUCUAGUUUGCAACUAUCUGGGUUUCUCAAUUUUUAGCAAACACAAAAAAUGUAAUUUACUUAAAGGCAUGCAUUCUCAUCUGCAAAAAUACAAUAAAUAUAAUGAUUCCAGCUACAGUUCUCACCUGUAAACAUCCAGGUCUUGGUUUAAAAUUUAUAAAAUAUGAACCAGGCUACUAAUGAACCCAAUGCUCAUUUGUAAAUCAUUAAUAACCAACUGAACAACCAACACUGGGUGCACAGAUGUCCUUGUUUUAAGAUGCGUCUCCAGGUCUUCUGGAAAAUUGCUACUCCUGGCUUGCACCUUAAUGUUUUUAGAUAAGAACCAAUCCUUAAAAAAAAA
Messenger RNA from Polypterus senegalus (gray bichir), 10584 nucleotides. It is a transcript of the gene plekhg2, whose product is annotated as pleckstrin homology domain containing, family G (with RhoGef domain) member 2. The transcript is spliced from 20 exons. The record is from RefSeq and is a predicted model, not a curated record. The coding region runs from base 1253 to 7588 and encodes 2111 amino acids. Gene Ontology annotation, molecular function: guanyl-nucleotide exchange factor activity. Lineage: Eukaryota; Metazoa; Chordata; Cladistia; Polypteriformes; Polypteridae.